GGUACGUUCCAUUCGCAACAAGCCAUUGAAUACGGAACCAAUUUAGUUGGAGGUGUUUCACCCAAGAAAGGAGGUACAACUCACUUAGGGUUGCCUGUGUUUAACACCGUAGCUGAAGCAGCUCGCGAAUUAAAACCAGAUGCAUCUGUAAUUUAUGUUCCUCCUCCUUUUGCUGCCUCCGCUAUUAUAGAAGCCAUCCAAGCUGAAAUUCCAUUAGUAGUUACUAUUACGGAAGGGCCGAAUUGUCCCGGUAUAAUUGCGCCAGGUGCUUGUAAAAUUGGAAUUAUGCCUGGUCAUAUACACCAAAUAGGCAAAGUUGGCAUAGUGUCUCGAUCCGGAACUCUGACUUAUGAGGCAGUUGGCCAAACAACUCAAGUAAACCUUGGACAGUCGUUAUGCGUUGGUAUUGGUGGAGAUCCGUUUAAUGGCACUAAUUUUAUAGAUUGUUUGAAAUUGUUUUUGGAUGACGAAAACACGAAAGCUGAAGAGGAGGCGGCAGAAUUUCUCAAGGAACAUAAUUUAACACGAAGUCAGCCAAAACCGGUAGUGUCCUUUAUUGCUGGUCUAACUGCACCACCUGGUCGUCGUAUGGGUCACGCAGGUGCUAUUAUAGCCGGUGGAAAGGGUACCGCAGGCGACAAAAUUAAAGCUUUAGAGAACGCAGGUGUAGUUGUGUCUAGGAGUCCAGCAAAAUUAGGUAUUACUUUGAGAGAA
Racocetra fulgida is the source of this 714-nucleotide messenger RNA. The record is from the annotation of a GenBank genome assembly. NCBI's taxonomy places the organism in Eukaryota, Fungi, Glomeromycota, Glomeromycetes, Diversisporales, Gigasporaceae.